AUGAAUGGGGUUGGCGAGUCGAGCAAUGGCAGAAUUUGUCAGCUUCCUCAAAGUGUUAUACAUCACAUUCUGAUGCUGCUGCCAAUAAAAGAUGCAGCAAGAACAGCCAUCAUGUCAACAAACUGGCGGGGCCAUUGGAGAAGUGUUCCUCAACUUGUAUUUUGUAAUGGUUUCGCACAAAUCAGUGGUCCUGGCAUGCUGAACAAGUUAAUUCUAAGCAUUUACCAAUCUUUGCUGGUUCACGAUGGGCCGGUGACCAAGUUUGUGCUUGCAAUUCCUGGAUUAACCCCCUGUGAUGGGAUUGAUCACAUCAUUGUUCAUCUUUCUGGAAGAGGUAUCCAAGAAUUAACCCUUGAGUUUUCCGUAGGUUUUGUCAGUUACAAGCUGCCUUCCUCCUUGUUUACUGCUCCUCUACUGAAUCGUCUGGAACUGCAAAAUUGUUUGUUGAUGGCGCCGACCUGGUUUGUUGGAUUUAGUAAGCUUACAUAUCUUUUCUUACUAGAAGUAGGCCUGCCAUCUGAUUUCUUUGAGAGUUUUCUUCCCAAGUGCCCAAUGAUAAAGACUUAG
This is a messenger RNA of Linum trigynum, 567 nucleotides long. NCBI's taxonomy places the organism in Eukaryota, Viridiplantae, Streptophyta, Magnoliopsida, Malpighiales, Linaceae. The record is from the annotation of a GenBank genome assembly.